Molecule: messenger RNA, 1191 nt
Organism: Penicillium angulare
Lineage: Eukaryota; Fungi; Ascomycota; Eurotiomycetes; Eurotiales; Aspergillaceae
Exons: 4
Coding region: 1-1191 (396 amino acids)
Molecular function (GO): O-methyltransferase activity
Source: RefSeq, a predicted model, not a curated record
AUGGAUGUCUCUCAGCUUUUGUUGUCGAUCAACGCGAUCACUUCCUCUGGCCAAUUGGCAACUGCAGAUCCACAUCAACGGGCGCAACUAUCACGAGCAUGCGAUCAGUUGAAGGGUCUCUGUGAGUCACCUCUGGAGAAGACAAUCCAAUUACUUUUUGCAGGUCACCAAGCGAUGGCGAUUCGUCUAGCUAUAGACUUAAAACUCUUCGACAUUAUUGCUAGUCGUUCUUCAGAGGCAUGCAAUGGUAUUUUUACUUUGCAGCAAGUUUUGGCAGAUGUCAAGGCAGACCAGAAGCUUAUUUUGCGGAUAAUGAAAUUCCUGGUAUCAAUGGGAAUACUCGAGCAGCCCUCUGCUGAUACCUUUAGGUCCACUGCUUUUGCCUCGGCAUAUGUCUCGACUUCUCCAUUGUCAGCUGCAGUAAUUCACUUUACUCAUUUUUUGACUUUCAUUUCCCGACUCCCUGAGUACUUUGGAACUAGAGGCUGGGAAAACCCGGAAAAUAUCGAAGAUUCUCCAUUUAGCUUCGCGCUUGGUACUCAGUCUCGUUAUUUUGACUAUCUGUCUUCGAAACCUUACUACCAGGCUGCUUUCAACACAGUCAUGGCCUCAUCAUAUCGACGUAGUGAAAAGAGCUGGUUUGACUUCUUUCCAGUGGAGAAGAAGCUCAAAAUUGAAAAUCUUUCUGAUGUUCUUCUUGUCGAUGUUGGUGGUUGCCAAGGCGAAGACCUCCAUACCUUCAAAGAGAGAUUCCCCGAUCUACCAGGGCGACUUGUUCUCCAGGACCUUCCCCACGUCAUUGAAGCAGGCAAUAUUCCCAUUGGAAUUGAGGGCCAGGGAUACAAUUUCUUCGAUGAACAGCCCGUUAAGGAGGCUAGGGCAUACUAUCUUCGCAAUGUCCUUCACGAUUGGCCAGAUAAGCAAGUUGUGGAAAUUCUUUCCAGGAUCCGCGAAGCAAUGAACUCCCAGUCUCUCUUACUAGUUGAGGAAAGGGCCAUGCCAGAAAUGAAUGUUCCGUUGAUGGCCGCUGUAGGUGAUAUGAGUAUGAUGGUUUCUUUUGCAGCGGCAGAACGGACCAAAAAAGAAUACGAGUCUCUCUUCAACCAAGCUGGGCUACAGCUUGCUGGUUUCUGGAAACCUGAAGAUGCAUCGGAAAUGCAGCCUGCAGUCUUUGAGGCUACACUUUUCUAA